Cannabis sativa is the source of this 1194-nucleotide messenger RNA. RefSeq lists its product as uncharacterized. The record is from RefSeq and is a predicted model, not a curated record. Bases 289 to 684 code for a protein of 131 amino acids. Lineage: Eukaryota; Viridiplantae; Streptophyta; Magnoliopsida; Rosales; Cannabaceae. The transcript is spliced from 2 exons.
UUUUUAUUUUGUUUUUAAGUUGUUAUGUAGUUUUUUUUUAGUUGUUGAAGUCUUUCACAAAAAAUAACUUCACUUUUUUUCCAUUUUCUUUUUCCUUUAUUUUAUGUAUCAAGAAUUUCGUUGAUUUCAAUGACGGCCCUACUCAAAUAGAUGUUGAGGCUAUUGUUCAGUCCAGUGUAAAAGCAGUUGAGAUUAUGGUAAUUUUGCUUUUGUGUUGUUUUUUGGUUGUGUAAAGGUUGUUAUUUUUUAACCAUGCUCUAAUUCCUUUUUAAUACCAUAUAUAAACAGAUGUCUUCAGAUGGAAUUGGUGGUGAUCCUUGUAAACAGAUUUCAGUUUCUGAAAAUGUUGAGGUUACGGAUCGUCGUCUUGUUUGUUUUGAGAUGGGUGCAACAGGUCUCAAUGUUGAUUCUAACAUUGAACUUGAAGAUGACCCAAUUCCCGUUGAAGAAACUCCUCUUGUUGACAAGAGGAAAUCUAAGAAACCCAUAGCGCUGACGUCUCCGUUUAUGGAGUAUGACUCUUCCAUUUCUAGUUCUAAAGAUGGUUCUGGUUAUGGAGUUGUUAAGUAUGUGGCUGGGUUGUGUCCUCUCGAUGAUAAGAUUGGUGAAGAUGUAGAACAUAAAGACGAGAUUGAUUUUGACUUGUGGCUUGGUGAAGGACGUCGAUCGAAGAAAGAUCCGUAAGUGUUUAUUUUCAGCAUUUUUGUUGUGUUUUUGUAUUUUUUGUUUUUUACUUUACUAUUUAUGUUUCAUUUUUUUUUAAAUGUUAGGCAUGACAAGGAGAAGGUUUACUUGAAGGGUAAGGAUAAGAUUGUUCCCCCUUUUCGUUUUGGCGUGGAAGAUGUUGCAACCAAGAUGUGGUUCCACAAGCUUGCAUAUCCUGGCCAAUGUUUGACUAAUUCUGUAAGUUAAAUUAUUUUUUCUUUUGAUUUUUUUCAAAAAUUUCAGUCUAUAGUUUUAUUCAGGUUGUUUGUUGGUUGUUUUUUAGUUGUUGAAAUAUAAUUCAUUUUCUGAUUUUCGAACAUUUCUCAUUUUUUAUUGUUUAGCAUCUGGACAUCAUUUUUUACUAUCUACGUAAAAAAGGAAAGUAUGCAAAGGAGCCAAAGGUUAAGUUCACAACCACCGAUUGCUUAUUCUUCAAAACCAUUCAUGCUUUGUAUGAAAAAUUUAUUGCACAGAAAAAAAAUCUUUCUU